Molecule: messenger RNA, 2335 nt
Organism: Lytechinus pictus (painted urchin)
Lineage: Eukaryota; Metazoa; Echinodermata; Echinoidea; Temnopleuroida; Toxopneustidae
Exons: 5
Coding region: 1-1452 (483 amino acids)
Source: RefSeq, a predicted model, not a curated record
AUGGGUCUUUCCGGGUCAGGAAGCAUUGAUGUUACAAGAUGUACAGCAGAUGACGGCUCUCGGAUAACCAUGGUGGUCAGAAACGGACACAUAUCCAUCAACGGCGUCCCCGUUGCCGUCGACGACAAAGGCUUCGUCGUCGGUCGCGACGGGUCUCUCUUGCCUAUCAAGUACCAGGAUUUCUAUCGCCGGGCUUCGGUGGAGAGAAUCGACAGGAUAUUGACCGAGUUGGCCCAAACGAAGGAUGUCCGUAUACCGAAUGAAAUGCCACCUCGUCAGUCGAAAAAAUGGGUUCCUGGUCCAGAGAUCGGAUUAAUUCCUCAGUUCAAGCUCCCUCGAGAGAAAAGACGUCUUCCCAAGGACAUGAAGCACCUGAUAAAUCGCCUCUCAUCAAAAAUGGCUAAUCUAAAAUCAGCUGUGGAUGCUUCGAUGCAAACCGCAACGUCGAAGCCAUCAGAGCCACCUCGACGAACCACAACGUCCUCCAUUUGCGACUGCAUCAAUUCCCGCAUCAGUUCUCUUCGUCAUCAUGAUCACGCUGGUUCUCUCCUAGAAAACGAACAGGCCAUCAGCAAGGAUGACCACUUUGACUUUAUUCUCAGAGCCAUGCGAGACACUCAGUUGGUCAUUAAGGAAUUGGAAUACUUGAGCCACAAAUUGUCCAAGAGUUACAGCAACAUGCAAAAGACAACCCGCGAUGCCCAGGCGAGCAACUGGGCCCUGGCGAAGACGACGGAAACAUUUUGCACGGGCACUUUAUCGUUAGAGAAUGAAGAAGCCUAUGUUUUGACAAAGUAUUACAAUCUUGUCGGAACUCUUCUUUGGUUACAGAGGAAGAGAAAGGAGAGGGAAUGGGAAUCUGCCAAACUGAAAGUUGACAAUCAGAGAUUGAUUUCGCGGGUGGAAGAACUUGAAAGUCAAAUAGCAGAAAUGACUACAGAUAGAAACUUGGUGGACAGGCUACAAGAGCUUGCGGACAAGGUUGAAAAUAUGUGCUCUCCUAGAGCGCACCAAAACGAUCAAUCGGCAUGUUCGUGUUCACCAGAGCCGAAAAGAGGAAUUGAAGAGUCUCCAAUGUCUGUCGACUCUACCAGUGAUGACGAAGAAGGAAUGGUCGGUAACUAUGAAAACGACCCUUCGGCAAGCUGGUUCAAAGCACUCCAAGCUCACAAACAGAACUGGAAAGCGUUCUACGAUCUCAGCGAUGACCAAAAGAAGAAUCACGAAGUCCUCCAUGAGCUCAAGGUUGAAUGUGGAACAAUCAACGACCAGAACAAACGUCUCACGAGCAGACUAGGCAAUGCCGAAAUCAACUCCGCUAAACUCCAAGAUCAGUUACGGGAUCUUUUGGACGAGAAACAAACUUUACAACAAAGACUUCGGACUUCCCAGAAACUCUUGAAAAUUACACAGAAGUCGCUUGUCAGCCAACCUGAAGAAAUGAAAACAUAAUAGGAGGACGGGAAUGGUCAAACAACAAGCAAGAAAUUGAUCGAUUUGAGAAUGACUAUUAUAGCAACACAUCGUGAUAGGUCGGAAGUGUGUCACUAUUGUCAAGUUAACCAAUUACAUAGCAUAGUAUUUACAUACAAAAUCUCCCGAUGAAAAUCCAUUUUGCCCAAACUAAAGUGUUACAAGCGUAUAUAUUCACGAUAUAUACUUCUCAAUUAUUGCCAGUCUUAAAUCAUGUAAAUAGGCCAUGGUCAUCUUAAAUGUCUGCAUCUGCUUACUAGUACUUCACGACGAAGCUUCGACCUAGACAACGCAAAUUAAAUAACAUUCGUGUCACAUAAAAUACAUCAAUAACCAUGAUAACGUUAAAUAUCAUCAUUGACCAAAAAAAUCCUUUAGAAGAUUGCAAUUAUUGUUUUAAAUGGCUAUUUUCUUUUUAUUCAAAAUAACUUAAGGGCAAUUUUGGGGUGUAUGCUAAUCUGGGAUGCUGAAUGAAAAAACGUGAAAUAAAAUUUCAAGCGAUAGAAUAAACUUUCUUCUUUUCAAACCAAACUAUUCGUGAUUCUGAAUAACUACAAUUAUAUUAGAAUAAUUUCAACUGAUUAUUUUCUUUGCAAAAAGCCCGAUGAGUUUUGAAGGAAUGCAAGUGAUUAGCAUUGCACAAUGAGAUGUGAAUUCGAAAGUGCUACGUUUGUAUUCAAUCAUGGAAACAGUAACUAAAAUGAAUGGAUUAGUAGUUUUGCAGAAUUUCUCAUUGAAAUUAAUUCAUGUCGUUAAACAUCCAAUACACAAAUACAUUACCCAUUUUAUUUAAUAUUAAUAUGUUAUGAACCUUCGUGGAAUGUUGGAUAUUGGUGGUAAAGUUGGAGUCUUCUUUUUCUUC